Molecule: messenger RNA, 1005 nt
Organism: Onychostruthus taczanowskii (white-rumped snowfinch)
Lineage: Eukaryota; Metazoa; Chordata; Aves; Passeriformes; Passeridae
Gene: MTIF3
Product: mitochondrial translational initiation factor 3
Exons: 4
Coding region: 124-945 (273 amino acids)
Biological process (GO): ribosome disassembly; mitochondrial translational initiation
Cellular component (GO): mitochondrion
Molecular function (GO): translation initiation factor activity; ribosome binding
Source: RefSeq, a predicted model, not a curated record
AGAGGCGGGGCGUUCCGCAACUUCCCGGCGGCUCGGGCCGGUGCCUCGGCUGCUUGGGCGGGCCGGGGCUGGGGGUUUGGCUCGGCUCGGUUCGGCCCAGCCCGGCCCGGCCCGGCCGGCAGAAUGACUGCCUUGUGCACAAUGAAAUAUUUAUGUCAAGUGACCAGAAACGAAAGCACAUAUGCAAAAAGGUUCUUUGGUACUCUUCUGACACAGACAGCACAAAAGUGGCUCUUUUCUCCAUUCUGGAUGGUGGUACCUGACCCUAGGAAGUCAGCUGUGUUUGGGCUUACUCAACCAUUGUGUACAGAUGGAAAAUCUCACGCACAACCAAAGAGUAAAGCAGCGUUUGGAAGUGUUGGGCGAAGAAUUCCCUAUCGUAUUUUGCACGUAAUCAACCAGGAUGGGCAGAGCUUAGGAAACAUGCACCGAGCAGAGGCACUCAGACUUAUGGAUCAACAUGGCCUGAAACUGGUUCUGCUUCGUGAGAACGUAGAACCUCCAGUUUACAGACUAAUGACUGGGCAGCAGAUUCACGAAGAACAGCUUAAACGUGCAGAGAAGAAAAAAGCAAGUCCAAAGCCAGGGGUGGUUCAGAAGGAGUUAUCCUUUUCUUCAGCUAUUGCCAAGAAUGACUUAGAGACCAAGACUAAACAGAUAGCACAGUGGAUUGAGAAGAGACACCAUGUUAAAGUUACCAUCCGGCAAGCAAAAGGCAGCAGUACAGACAUGUUCACGCUUUUUGAUCAGAUUUUGGAGACUGUGUCUGAGAAAGCAACUUAUCUUUCCAAGCCAAGAGUUGCUAGAGAAGGAGUGAGUACCUGUGUUUUCAGGCACAUGUCUGACAAAGAGUUGAAAGAACACCAGAAGAUGGAAAUAAAGAAAAACAAUACAGUAAAAAAAGAUGAAAAUGAAGAUCUGAAGUCAAAUGAGUUGCAUCAGUGACUUUCUGAAGCGGUGUAAACAAUAUAUAUUUAUUUAAAAAAUAAAAUUUUAAAAUAUUAA